Messenger RNA from Rhincodon typus (whale shark), 2091 nucleotides. Its product is annotated as WASH complex subunit 4-like. Gene Ontology annotation, cellular component: WASH complex; endosome. Bases 1 to 1002 code for a protein of 333 amino acids. The transcript has 10 exons. Gene Ontology annotation, biological process: endosomal transport; endosome organization. NCBI's taxonomy places the organism in Eukaryota, Metazoa, Chordata, Chondrichthyes, Orectolobiformes, Rhincodontidae. The record is from RefSeq and is a predicted model, not a curated record.
AUGGCCGUUGUGUCUCUCUGGCUAAUGGUCAAUUUCACCUACCAGUUUCUGAGGAAGAAGUUUUAUAUUUUCAGCCAGUUCAUGUAUGAUGAACACAUUAAGUCUCGCCUAAUCAAAGACAUUCGAUUCUUUAAGGAGACAAAGGACCAAAAUGAUCAAAAGUAUCCUUUUGACCGUGCAGACAAGUUUAAUCGCGGCAUCAGAAAACUUGGACUAACUCCAGAGGGACAGAGUUAUCUUGACCAGUUCAGGCAGCUUAUUAGCCAAAUAGGAAAUGCAAUGGGCUACGUUCGGAUGAUUCGAUCUGGUGGACUACAUUGCUGUAGUAAUGCAAUAAGAUUUGUUCCAGACUUGGAAGAUAUUGUGAACUUUGAGGAACUUGUAAAAGAAGAAGGACUUUCAGAGGAAACUCAAACAGCUGCCAGACAGCUAGAUUCUGUCCUUACUGAUCUCACUCGAAACUCUGCUGAGGGGACUGAAUACUUCAAGAUGCUGGUAGAGGUUUUUUCUCCUGAAUUCCGCAGUUCUAAGAAUAUGCACCUGCGAAACUUCUACAUCAUUGUGCCACCACUGACAUUAAACUUUGUUGACCAUUCAAUAAGUUGUAAGGAGAAGUUGAAUAAGAAGAAUAAAGUUGGAGCUGCCUUUACCGAUGAUGGCUUUGCAAUGGGUGUAGCCUACAUUCUGAAACUGUUGGAUCAGUAUCAGGAAUUUGACUCGUUACACUGGUUUCAGUCAGUGAGAGAAAAAUAUCUUAAAGAAAAGAAUGCUGUUGUCAAACAGCAAAAUGUCCAAUCAACUAAUCAGGAUGAAAAGCUCAUGCAAACAAUGAAUUUAACCCAGAAAAGGUUGGACAUCUAUUUACAGGAAUUUGAGCUGCUGUAUUUCUCACUGAGCAGUGCCAGGAUUUUCUUCCGAGGAGACCAGUCUGCAGCAGAAGAAACUCAAGACAGAAAAGAGAGAGAAGAUGAAACAGCCAAAUCAAACAGUGAUGACUCCUGAAAGAAGUUGUCAAGGUGCCACAUUCAAAGAAACCUAUUACCAUCUGAAGGCAUAUUUCUCUCUAUCUGAUCCAUAUUCCCUUCCACACACUUUUGCUUGCAGUUUGUUUUAGAGUUGCUUUUGUAGUAUUCUUUGUGGCUUGUUUUUUUUGUGCUGGCAACUUUUCGUUUCUUAUCCAGUCACAGAACUUGAAAGUGCUCACUAGUUUCCUAUCUGACUUCUGUAGGAGAAAGAAGAAAACAGAUCCUAUGGCUGAUUCGUUUUUGAUUUUGGUUUAUUGCAACAGAAAACUAGGGUCCAAAUUUAAUUGAAUGGCAUUAUGCUUAUGCAGUGGCAUAUCAAAGCUCUAAUUAUAAUUGCUUUGACCAAAAGUAUGCUUUGCAGAAUAAAGGAAGCUAAUGCUCCAAAUUAUAAUAUGGUUUUAGGACAGUGGUAUCUUACAAUUGUACAAAUUGUAAUUCCUGCAGUCCUUGAUCCAGUUAGGGAAUGAUCCAAUGGAUCGGGGACAGGGAUAAAAAGAUGAUUAAACUCACUCUUUCUAUUAGAAAUGGGAUCUGGUUUCAGAAUGAUUAUAAAGCUUUCCUGAGCAAAACUGGUCUUUUUUUUAAUUACUGGUUUUCUGUAGUAUUGUGCUGCCCCAAUGUUUGUCUUAACUCCGUAGGCACCUAAACAGUUCCAUUCAAGCUAUUGCUCUGAUGAUGUAACAGCAGCAGUGCCCCCUGUCACCCUAACACAGAUGAAAUCUUCCCUUUAAAAGCAUCUAAUUCUACAAAUAUGCAAAUGUAAAUAUUUAUAUAUUUUAGAAAUACCAAACAGUGCUAAUAGGAAUUCUUAUUUGAAUUAAUCAUAGCUCAUUUAAAAAGAGAUGAGUUUGAUAAAGUAUCUCUUAAGUUGCACUUACAGUAGGUUUUGUCAAAUACUUUAAGUAGAUUUUUAAUCACAAACUACCAGGUACAAAAUGUAACUUUGUGAUCUUUGCCAGUUCAUAAGCAUUAAGUUUAUAAUACUCAGGAAUAUUGGACCAACAAAUGUUUGUUGUUUCAAAUAUGGUUUGCUACUUCAAAACAAUAAAAGAGCAUCAAAAUGUGA